AAGUUUUUUGCGUGCCGAUGGCCCCAAAUCCUCUCCGUUUCUGGAUGCCCAUGGACGUGUCCUGGAUCCCUCUUCUCACCAUCCUCAUGCACCUCCAGCAAACCGUGAGCGCCAGCAACACCAAGGAGGUGGUCGGGGUCCUGGGCGGGUCCGUGACCUUCCACAGCCACAACAGAGACAAGAAAGCAGCAUUCUGGAUUUUUGAGAAUGAUCCCAUCGUGACUGUGCCAUUUGGGAAUUCUUCCCCGCCCAUAUUUUCAGACGAAAAGUUCAAAACCCAUUUUGCCGUCUCCGAGAACGGCCGCGCGCUCAGCAUCUCCCCGCUGAGGAUGGAGGAUGCCGGGAUCUACUCCGUGAAAAUCAAUGGGAAAAUCUCCACCUUCAUCCUCCAGGUGUUCAGGGAGCUGGCAGAGCCCACGGUGACCUGCGAGGCCCAGAACUGCUCGGGUGGGAUCUGCAGCUUCUCCCUGCGCUGCUCCGCGCGCGGCGCCGGCUUCGGGAACGUCUCCUACACCUGGAGGGUGCGGGAUCGGCUGCGGGCCGAGGGCUCCGUGCUGCCGUGGGGGAACGGAUCAGCCCGGGACGAGCCGGAGGCGCUGACGUGCCUGGCACGGAACGCCGUCAGCAGCAGGAACGUCACCGUCACCACCCCCGGCGUGCUCUGCAACGGCGCCCUCUCCAGCAGCCAGGCCGGGGCCGGGCUCAGGGUCGGGCUCGGGGUCACAGCCGUGGUUGUAGCCGUGGUGCUUUUAUCGGUGUCCUCCUUGUUCUUCCGGAGAUCCAAAGCGGCCACAGCCGAGUACACGACCGUGUACGCCGAGGUGGGCUCUCCCCAGCCGCGCGUCCCUACAGGAGCUAAAGCCGAGCCGGCGGACGGGGGGUCCCCCAAAACCGUUUAUUCCCUGGUCAAGCGUCCGGAGCAGGUGGGCUGGGCGGAUGAUGGGACGGCAGAAAACGCCACCAGGACCGUCCUGGAGCUGGUCUAG
Lonchura striata (white-rumped munia) is the source of this 986-nucleotide messenger RNA. The record is from RefSeq and is a predicted model, not a curated record. NCBI's taxonomy places the organism in Eukaryota, Metazoa, Chordata, Aves, Passeriformes, Estrildidae.